ACCUAACCAAAUAAACUACUUUUAUCCACAUGCAAUCCAUAAAAUACAUGUUUAUUCUGACUUUCUUUUUAGCUUGAUGUGUUGUGGAAGAAGAGGCCGACAGAGGUGGUUGUGUCAGUGCUCCCAUCGCAGAUUAAGGGUCGAAGCAUAUUCGUACACCAUAGUGAGUUGUGUUCAUUGAAACCACAUCAGUGGUUGACGGGCGAGAUUAUUCAGGCACUGAUGCACAUCAAUGCUUUCGCAUUGAAUGUGGCUGACAGAAUUUAUCUAAUGGACCACUACACUGCUGGAGUAAUUCUGACUGGGGACAGGGCGUCUGUACGCCGCCAAAGUUUACCGAAGGUAAACUUUGACAACUAUGAAGCCAUUAUAUCAUUCAUCCACGUCAGAAAUAACCACUGGAACGCACUGUACAUACAUGCAAAUUCUGCCAGAGUUUUUGUGUGCGACCCAUCACCAGCAUCCAAUGAACACAAGGACUCAUGUGUUGCUGCCCAGAGAAUACGCGAAUACUUAAAAAUGAGGAGAGCCUGCCACGGCAAUACCGACUGGGUGGACAUCCCUUGGAAAGGUGCUGUCAUGGCUCACCCAGUUCAGCAGGAUGGGUGCAGUUGUGGUGUCAUUGUUAUAAAAAUGGCCAUAGCAGUGAUGGAAGCUUUCCCAGACGUUCCGACAAUACAAUUCGACACAACAAAGAGAGCCAUGGCAGAAGCGAGAAGAUUUAUGGCUCUCCAAGUCCUCAAAGCGUCAGUCUUUGAAAAUGAAUGCGGCAUGUGUGGAACGGACAAGGCCCCUGGGAACGCGGCUUCUUACACAGACUGGAUCCAGUGCGACGCAUGUGACCGUUGGUUUCAUGCUCUUUGUCUCAACAUGGUGAAGGCAACAUUGGACAGCUUAAAAAAACAAAAAUGGCUUUGUGUUUUGUGUGAAUAAAUGUGUGU
This is a messenger RNA of Neoarius graeffei (lesser salmon catfish), 941 nucleotides long. RefSeq lists its product as uncharacterized. Lineage: Eukaryota; Metazoa; Chordata; Actinopteri; Siluriformes; Ariidae. Gene Ontology annotation, molecular function: cysteine-type peptidase activity. Gene Ontology annotation, biological process: proteolysis. Bases 223 to 933 code for a protein of 236 amino acids. The transcript is spliced from 8 exons. The record is from RefSeq and is a predicted model, not a curated record.